UAUUAUAGUUACAUAAUUAUUGUGAAUUUAAUUUUUACGAUUAUUUUAACAAAAUAUUUAACCUAGUAUCGAUAGUUAUUUUUUUGUUUCUUUGUAAGAGGUUUUUCUUGGGAAAAUAUUCUAGUAUUAUAGUUUUUGCUUAUAUUUCCUGAUAACAGUUAUGUGAAAACGUUUUCAGCAAAAAUUACUAUAACCUACAACUGUAUCACUAAUAGUAAAACAAAUUACUUUAAUAGUAUAAUCCGUAUAUGAAUACAAUACUUAUAACAUUUCAAAUAAUACUGAUAUUUUAUUCUGUUAUGUUGGUGUACAAGUAGGCGGUUAAUAAUAAAAAACCAUAACUUUAGAUCAAUUACUCGGCAUCUAUUAUUUAUAUGUUAUGCAUAGUGUGUUGCGCCAUUUGUUCAUAGAUAACGAAAAGCGUGAAGCUUGUGUAUUGUGUGUACCUUUCUAUUUAAUUUCUACAUAUUGCACACUAUUAUAAUUCUAUAUUAGUUAAAAUUGUUUAUAAUUUGAUAUUUGAUUUCUUAAGUUUAAACCUUUAUACCGAUAUCAAUUAUGGAAUUAUUGUAAGUAUUAAUUAUUAUUUAACCACUUAAAUUGACAAUACUUAAAUUAUAAAAAUCAUUAUUUAAGAGCUAAGUACACAAUUUAUGAAAACAUUGAUUGUGCCCCAAUAGUAAAUAAUAAAUAACAUUCUUAAUACUAAAUGACUGAUUAUUGGUUGCGCAAACACAAGAAGUUUGGUUUUUAAUUUGUAUAAAAAUAAAGUGAGUAGAUAAAAAGAUAAAGUUUGAAAAAAGAUUCAAUUGUACACACUGAUUUUAUGUAAUUCUUUUUACUAUACUCUAUUUAAAAUUCUUUGAAUAUUUAUUUUCCUAAGGUAUUAAUUAUAACUAAUAAUUAAUUUUGUAUAAAAAGCUACAAUAUGUGCAGAUACAUUUACAGUAAAAAAUAUUGAAGUUAAAUGAUUGUUUUAGGUAGAUAUGUUCGUAAAAGUAAUCAUUUAAAAUUUUUAUUACCUAUAUUUAAAAUGCUGAGAACUAUUUCAAAUAAUUUAUAGUUAAAAAACCAAAAGAAAGUUGUGUAUAAAUUUCUAUAAUAAUAUAUUAAUUAAAGACAAUUAAAAUAUUGAAUUAUUAACAUAUUCAAUAAGUUUUGUUUUUAUGUUAACUUGUCUUCAAAACCUUGAUAUACUUUGAAAUUCUAAAUGUCAAAAUAAAAAUACUGAAGGUGUACCUAUUUAAAUGUUGGUUAUUAUAAGCCAUGAUAUAAAUUAAAAUAAAAUAUUUACUGGUGAGUAUCAGCAUAAACCUAUAUUUACGAUAUGUGAAUAUCGGAUAUUAGUUAUAUUUUUAUACCUAUAUUGAACCCAAUAUUUUCAUAACAGUGUUUUAAUUUAUUAAUACAAAUCAAAAGAAUAAUUGCAAGCAAUAAAAGUUUAAAAAAGUAACAUUAACAAUAUUGGUAAAUAUCAGAUAUGUGUUUAAUAAAUCAAAUAAUUUCAAUAUCUGCUCACAGUUUUUGAUUUCAAAUAUCAGAUUGGUUAUCAGUUUUAUAUUUAUAGCAAAUAUUUCAAUACUUGAUAUCAAUAUCUGAAAACAGUCAUAUCGGCUCACUACUAGAAAUAUUAUUUCUCUAUUUGCGGUAUCUCAAGAAGAUUCGACAAACAAAAUAACUUUAGUUCUGUACAAUAUUUAAACAUUUUAUUAUUUUUUGAUAAGUUGUUACUAAAGCCUUGCAAUAUGAUUCCUAUAUUUUAUAUUUUUGUUUAAACUAUAAAAAAAAUAAUUUCUAUUACAAAAUCUAAUAUACCUAUCUAUUUUAUAAAUACAUUUAUAUAAUAAAUUGUUAAGUUUUUAAAUUCGUUGAAGUUUACAAAAAUCAUGAACAAAAUUAUUUUUCAUAGAAAAAUUGGUAAAUCAAUUUAUAUUACCUAUAUAGUGGUGGCAGUGAAAACAAUUCAAAUUAUUUUGAAUUUAAACAAAUUUAAAAACUAAACAAUUUAUUAUAUAAAUGGCUAGUUAUCCUUAGAUUUUUUUAAAAACAAUUUUUUAUUUUUAGUUUUAACAAGAAAUAAAAGAGUGGAAUUAUUGCAUAACCAUUUUGCUUUUGUCAAAUAUUUGUGAAAUACUACAUAAUAUCAUGCACCUAUUUAUUUAACAUUAUAUUAUUUAUUAUAGAAAUACUUUGUCCAUGAACUCUAAAGUUGUACAUUGCACAUUUAAUAUAUCUCAUACGAUGCCACUCAAAACAUUGGGGCUGCACUUGAUAAAAUGUCCUGAUAGACCAAAACAUUAUAAGAAUUGUUUUUUUAAUAAUUUGCAUGUGGUGCCAGAAUCUGAGUUAGAAGUAUGAGAUCAAUCAAUAUUAUCUUUUUGAAUUGUAUAAUAUUAUUUAUAAUCUUAUAUUUUAGGAACACCAGGAAAAUUGCCCGAAUAAAUAUCUAUUGGAUGAGUAUUUUUUUCAAUCUGAAGAUGUCGUACGUCCAAACAUUCCUAUAACUGCUGAACCCCCUCCUAGAGGAGAUGAAGAGGAAUCAUGGGAUAAUGUAUGCAUUAAUAAUAAAUUGAAUAAUAAAUACAAUAUGCUUAAAUUAUUUUAUAACUAAUGAAUUAGCCAUUUCUAAAAUUUACAUUUUACAUUAGGUAUAAAUUGAUAUUAAGCAUAUAUUUUAAAUACACUAAAUGUUGAUAUUUCAUUUAAUUUAUAGCUAGAAGAAAAUAAAAUUGAUGUGAUAAAAGAAAUAAACCAAACUCCGAAUUUUAUGAAACCUGUAUUUGGUCUUACUAAGGCUCAGCGUAAAAAAUACCGUAAACAAGCACAUCAGAAUGUUGAUUUAUCUUUUAAUCAACAUGUGACUGUAAAUGAAGUAAGUAUACACAUUCAAAUAUUAUGCUAACAUUUUGAUUAUCCAAAUAUUUUAAUCUCUUAUUUAGUAUAGAUAGGGGUUAGUAGUUAAUCAAAAUAUGGUCAAUUGCUAAAUAAAUGUAUCUACCUAAAUAUAUUAUGAAUUAAAUUAUUUAUGUUAUUCAAUUUUUAAUUUUUUUUUUUUUUUUUUUUUGAGAAUAUUAAAUAUUAGAAUAUUUUAUAAUUGUAUACCUACUUAAAGUUAAAAAGUUAAAGUUAAUGGAUAAUGUAUAAUUUAAUAUAUCUACACAUUUUUGGAAUUUAUUCUAUGUUCAUAUGAAAUUCAGUUCAUAAUAGAAAGUUCUAGUAGAAUGAACUUUAGAAUUAAGAAUAUAAUUAUUUCCAAAUAUUUUUUUUUAAUCAACUGAUUUGAAUUUUAAGAUUAAUUAAUAAGUCAAACAUUGCAAUUGACCAAAAUUUGACUGGUCAAUAGCCCAACUCUAGUUUGGAUUUUUUAUUAUUUUUUAACUAACUUUUAAAUUAUUGUUUUAGAGAUUAACUAGAGAAACUUCAGACGGUGGCUCAAAAGUAUGUACUACUUAAAACUACAUUAUAUUUAUGUAUAUUAAUAGAAAGUAACUAUUAAAAAUGAAACACCAUAUUUCAGAAAUUCACUUAUUCAUUUUUAUUUCAAAGUUAAAUUGUGCUUAUUAUAAUUUUUUUUUUGAUUUUCUUUAAAUUUGAAUACAAAAAUAAUAUCUGAAAUCUCUGAGCUGUUUGUAGCCAUAACUAAAUAAAUAAUUAGCUAUAGACUAUAAUUAAUUUUAAGAAGGUGUUCAGUAAAAUAUUGAAAGAGAUAUUUUUUAUAUAAUUACAUACUCUUGUAUUCUAAUAAAAUAAAUUUACAUAAUCUUUACUUGAGUCUUCCUCAUAAUAUUUAUGUAUACCUUAGUUGUCCUUAUAUACUCUCAAUUCUAUCGUUCUUUUCAUCUUCCUUUUCCCUUUCUAUCUAUAUUUAAUAUCCAUAAGUAAAACUACUUUCUCUUCUCAUCAUAUGAACUUCAGUGUUAUCAUCUCUCUAUUGCUUCUAAUAUUUUGACGACUUCCUUAGAUUAUCUUACAUUUGUAAAAUUUACUGUUCAAGCUCAUUUGGAAUUUUAUUAUUAUUGGGUUACAUUACAUUGCGGUUGUUUUGGUGUGAAUAUUUCUUUUGGGCGUAGGUUAUUGGUUGGAAUGUAGUAUACAUAAAGUUGAUUAAUUUAUAUCUGUACUGAACGAUGAACAAUUCUGACCAAAGUUCAGUUAUACAUGUUUUGAAAUAGCGUAGCUUUUACAAUUUUCAUUAACAUUUUAUCUUAAAAUAGUUAUUAAACUAUUAUAAUGCUCAAAUUUUUUGGGUUUUACUAUUUAGUUAAACUUAUAAAAACCUUAUAAUAAAAUUUAUAAUAAUUUAAAUUGUUUUCAUUACCAUUACUGAAUAAAAUAAAUAGAUUCACCAAAUUUUUUGUUGAAAAAAAAUUUGAUGAUAUUUUUUGUAAACUUUAAAAAAUUGUUGAAACUUAGUAAAUAUUUUCUAUUUAAUAUUUGUCACACUUUUCAUUACUUUUCUAAUAAUUUUCUAUUGGUCAAUUCCAUCUUUGAUGCAUGUAAUAAAAAUACUUUUUAUAUUUUAUAUCACCAAUAGUAGACUUAUCUCUACAUUAUAAAAUUAAGUGAAAGACCUGCUCUCUCUCUUAUCAAGUUUUUCUAUUAUUUAGAUUUUUUUUUUCAAUAUUUUCUUUUAAACCUCAUUUUAAUUAAAAUGUGAUCUUUUGUACUCAAUCCCAUUUACAAACCUCUUAAGAGGUAAGAGUACAUACAUAUUUACCUUAAAGUGAACCAUAGUAGAUAACUAAAUAAUCUCACAUUUCAUAUUAUGUAUGUAUGUAAUACAAUAAAACUAAUUAAAAUUAAACUAAACAUAAAUUUGUACAAACAUUUUGUAGUUCAGAUAAUUGACACUCCACUGUAGUCUUAAAAUAAUAACAUUUUAAUAAUGAAUUAUUAAUUUAAUAGUAUUGAAGCACUAACAAAAUUAAAAUCUUAUUAUUUUAUAAUGGUUCUUUACAGAAAUAAUAUUAAUAUAUGAAUUUAUUACAUUUUUAAACAAUUCUACCAUGUCUAGAAUUAUAUGUUUUAAUAUAAUUAUGUAUUAUUUAAUAUUAUAUAUUUUUUUUUACAGCCCUUCAUGAAAAAUAAAAAGAACUUAGAAAAUUGAACAGACCAGCCUAUUUAUAUAUUAAAUGUAUUACGACUAAAACAUAAUAAAUACAAUUAUACAGUUAGUGUUUUUAAUAUAAUUAUGUAUUAUGUAAUAUAUUUAAAUAAAUAAUAAAAUAAAUUAUAUAUUACAUUUCAUUUAUGUGUAUAUAUAUAUUAUGUUACAUCCCAUCUGCAUCUCAAU
Cinara cedri is the source of this 5293-nucleotide messenger RNA. NCBI's taxonomy places the organism in Eukaryota, Metazoa, Arthropoda, Insecta, Hemiptera, Aphididae. The record is from the annotation of a GenBank genome assembly.